Molecule: messenger RNA, 978 nt
Organism: Lachnellula hyalina
Lineage: Eukaryota; Fungi; Ascomycota; Leotiomycetes; Helotiales; Lachnaceae
Exons: 4
Coding region: 1-978 (325 amino acids)
Source: RefSeq, a predicted model, not a curated record
AUGGGCGAAAACCGAGGACCAGAACUUGCGGCUGUCUUUGGCUUGUUCUUGGGACUCACCUGGCUGUUUGUUGCACUUAGGGUUUAUGUCAAGUCAUUCUUGUCCAAAAGCUGGGGAGCUGACGACUAUCUCCUCAUUAUUUCUUUGAUGCUGUUUACUUCAUACUCUGCUUGUUCUCUCUCAGGAAUAAGACACGGCACCGGCAAACAUACAUUCGACAUUUUGCCACAAGAUAUCCCAAAGGCAAUGUUUAUCUGGUGGCUCUGCGAGCUUUUGUACACCAUCAGCCUGGUCUUCGUUCGUCUCUCGAUUGCCGUUUUCCUUCUGCGGAUAUGUGUCAAGACCGUUCACAAGAUCAUCAUUUACGCAACUCUCGCCAUGAUGCUGGCCUACUCAAUCUUCUACUUCUUCCUCAUCAUCUUCCAAUGCUCUCCAGUUUCGUUCUUCUGGGGCCAGUAUGAAAGCAUGGAUGGUGCAGCUGGCAUAGCAGCCAUGAUCCGAAUCCCCUACAUCAAAGUCCUCGGCAUAACGCAAGAUUUCCUCUUCAACACCAUCGACAUCGCAAUCUGGUCGACCGUCGAGCCGGGCCUCGGAAUAAUCGCCGCCUCAGCCGCAACCCUCCGGCCUCUGUUCUGCAACUUCUACUCGCUCAGCACCCGUACCUCGCAGUCGCAGAAACCCACGCACCCCGCUACAAGCCGGGGGUAUCUGCAGCAGAGCACUCAGCACGAACACCAGAGAUCAAAAUCCGCGUCCACGUUGUCGGAUCAUAUGGAAUUGCGACCUAAGACGCAUACCACAGCUACUACGACGAGCAUUAGAAGUAAAGACCCGUUUGGGGAUGCGUGCGAGAGGGAGGACGGGGGCAUACAGGUGCAGAGGACGGUGGAGGUUACGCGGACGGAAUAUGAGGACCGGUUUAGUGUUUUGAGUGAGGAAGCACAUGCGGGGGGGAAGGAUGGGCGGGAUAUGGUAUAA